ACAGGAAAUGACGCGGUAAGCGAUGGCUAACGCUGCUCUGUUUGAAACUGAGUGCGAUCUAGAGGAGAAGUCCCGCAUUCAUUUUUAGCAGUUAUUAUUGUUAUCCUCAACAAUUAAACAGCUUAAAGAUCAGGUGAAACAUCAAUAAGCUCAGUGAGUUUCUACACAAAGUUCGAAAAGCGCUGAAUUAAUUCUGUGCUCCGUCCAUUCAUAAAUAAGGAGAUAAGCGCGGCUAGUGCACUCAGUAGUGCUCUUUGUAGAUGUCUGCUCCGCUCCCUCAGAAGGGCCUGGGCCCGGGUCUGCCUGUCAUGGCCCCUCAGCAGCAGCAGCAGCCCGGGAUGCCUCCACAGGGCGCUCUGCGGGAAAUCUCGCCCGUCUACCUGUGCCGCAUCGGGCAGGAGACCGUGCAGGACAUCGUCACGCGCACCAUGGAGAUCUUCCAGAUCACGCGCGCCACUCAGCUCCCCAACGGCGUGACGCAGAGUCAGGCGGCGUAUCAGGACCGCUUCGGGAAGCUGCAGGAACACCUGCGUCAGCUGACCCUGCUCUUCCGUAAGCUGCGUCUGCUGUAUGAGCGCUGUAUGGAGAUGACCCCUGACCUCCAGGAGUCUCCGGCUGAGCUGGUUCCGUACGUGUCGGAGGAGACGGCAGCGGUGCGGGUGGAGCCAUGCAGCCCAGCGGUGAUCCAGGAGAGACAGGAAGUUCUAGAGAAAGUGAGGCAGAAGAACCAGGAGAUGAAGGUGCUAAUGGACCAGAUGAGGAACCUCCUGUGGGACGUCAAUGCCAUGCUCACCAUGCGGAAAUGACCGCGGUACACUUCCUAACAUCUGACCAUCUUCGGUCAACCCUCAGUCUUCUCAGUGCAUCUUCUCACACGGACGGCAGACUUUCGUUCACUGCUCGUUCAUCUUGACGAAUGAGAUCAGACUCAGCUGCUCUUCCUGCCUCAGUGUUGAAUCCCAGUGCUCUGAUCAAUAACUGAUGUUUCACACUCUUGCUCCUCAGGUAGUGUGUGUGUGUGUGUGUGUGUGUUUCCCUGAGCUCUGCAUUACACUCCUGAUAUCUGCCUUCUGCCUGAAGAAUCAUCUAAAAAAGAAUGAAAUGUAGGAUGGUAUUUUUUUUGUAAAGAUUUUUAUACAAAAUAAAAAAAAACACUUUU
This is a messenger RNA of Ctenopharyngodon idella (grass carp), 1159 nucleotides long. RefSeq names its product Mediator of RNA polymerase II transcription subunit 30-like. The coding region runs from base 261 to 806 and encodes 181 amino acids. Gene Ontology annotation, cellular component: mediator complex. Gene Ontology annotation, molecular function: transcription coregulator activity. Gene Ontology annotation, biological process: positive regulation of DNA-templated transcription. The transcript has 4 exons. NCBI's taxonomy places the organism in Eukaryota, Metazoa, Chordata, Actinopteri, Cypriniformes, Xenocyprididae. The record is from RefSeq and is a predicted model, not a curated record.